CAGCAGCAGCUGGGCAGACGUCUCAUUUUACUGUCAGACAUGGAGAUGAAGUCACUUUGCCCUCUGAUUGUGCUCAGGUUAAACUGAAUAACUGUGAUAAAACUAGAUGGAUGUACAGUGAUUUUAGAAAUCCAGCAGUAACACUGUUUGAAGAUGGGAAGAUUAAUAAAGAUGCUCAAAGUAAAUCAGACAGACUGAGAGUUACAGACAACUGUUCUCUGGUUCUAAAGGAGGUCAGAGAUGAAGAUGCUGGACUUUACAUCUGCAGACAGUUUGAUACAUCAGGACAUCAACAAGGACAAUACUUUUCGGCUUAUCUGUCUGUUGUUAACAUAACUGAAGUGAAGAACAACAAUAAAGUCACGUUGAGCUGCUCUGUUACAUCAUGUGACAGAUGUCGACACACAGUGAAGUGGCUGCAGGAGGAGAAAGAUAUUAUUCAGAACAACAACAUAAAGACAUCUCAGUCUGACUGUUCAGCCUCUCUGACCUUCACACCUCCUCAUGUUUACACCUCAAAGAGUUCUGAGUCCUUCAUGUGUCGAG
This is a messenger RNA of Austrofundulus limnaeus, 546 nucleotides long. RefSeq lists its product as uncharacterized. Gene Ontology annotation, cellular component: membrane raft; external side of plasma membrane. Gene Ontology annotation, biological process: positive regulation of ERK1 and ERK2 cascade; T cell activation; interleukin-15-mediated signaling pathway. Lineage: Eukaryota; Metazoa; Chordata; Actinopteri; Cyprinodontiformes; Rivulidae. Gene Ontology annotation, molecular function: MHC class II protein binding; protein tyrosine kinase binding. The record is from RefSeq and is a predicted model, not a curated record.